AUGGUUAUUAUUGCUCUGAGGCUUUCUGCAGAUGAUGCAUGGAACCUAAACCAGGAGAUGCUCCAGAUGCCCCGGGGCCAUAAGGCCAUGCACGAGGAGAUGUUCUUGAUCUUCUUCUCUGCCCUGAUCACAGUCCAGGUGACGCUGGUGCGGAAACAGAGGCACGGCUGUUCCUACAACCUGGUGACCUUGCUGCAGAUGUGGGUUGACCCUUUGUACUUCACAAUAACGCUCUACUGGUGGUGGUUUCUGUCUAUGUGGGGAAUGUUCUCCGUUGUUACAAGUUACAUCCUCUUCAGAGCUUCCGGCAAACUGCUCUCAGGGAAAACACCAAAACUGGUCUACACACGGUUUCUUCUAAUCUAGAAGAUUAGUUACAUGCUUGGUGUAGUGAGUUAUUUGGUCAUCAUGUUUCCAAUGUGUGGAAUCAAUGUAAUAUCAAACAGCUUCAUCAUUGUGUAA
Messenger RNA from Mus caroli (Ryukyu mouse), 462 nucleotides. The record is from RefSeq and is a predicted model, not a curated record. NCBI's taxonomy places the organism in Eukaryota, Metazoa, Chordata, Mammalia, Rodentia, Muridae.